Brassica oleracea var. oleracea is the source of this 2211-nucleotide messenger RNA. RefSeq names its product cucumisin-like. NCBI's taxonomy places the organism in Eukaryota, Viridiplantae, Streptophyta, Magnoliopsida, Brassicales, Brassicaceae. The transcript is spliced from 10 exons. Gene Ontology annotation, molecular function: serine-type endopeptidase activity. Bases 1 to 2211 code for a protein of 736 amino acids. The record is from RefSeq and is a predicted model, not a curated record. Gene Ontology annotation, biological process: proteolysis.
AUGGCAAAACCUGCAGGAUCCUAUUGUCUCCUCUCCUGUCUCUUUGUCUUGUUUGUGGGUUGCACCUCAGCAGCCAAAAAUUAUCAAGAUAAACAGGUGUAUAUAGUAUACAUGGGAGCACUUCCUGCUCGUGUUGACUACAUGCCAAUGUCCCAUCACACUAGUAUUCUUCAAGAAGUCACCGGAGAGAGUUCAAUCGAAAGUCGAUUGGUUAGGAAUUAUAAAAGAAGUUUCAACGGAUUUGCGGCCUGGCUAACCGAAUCCGAAAGACAGAUACUAGCAAAUACGGAAGACGUUGUAUCCGUGUUCCCUAGCAAAACACUGAAACUUCAAACGACGGCGUCGUGGGAUUUCUUGGGUCUCAAGAAAGGCAAAAGGGCAAAGCGAAACCCUAGCAUUGAGAGCGAUAUGAUCAUUGGUGUCAUGGACAGUGGAAUCAACCCUUUAUCCGACAGCUUCAGUGACAAAGGCUUUGGCCCUCCUCCUAAGAAAUGGAAAGGAGUUUGCCAAGGGAGCAAACACUUCUCUUGCAACAACAAGGUUAUUGGUGCUAGGAACUACACACCCAGAAUAAAGGGGGUUCCUCACUCAGCGAUAGACAACAUGGGACAUGGAUCACACACAGCUUCUACGGCAGCUGGAAACGCUGUUAAGGAUGUGAGCUUUUACGGACUAGCCAAUGGAACCGCGAGAGGUGGCGUUCCAGCCGCAAGAAUAGCGGUUUACAAAGUAUGUGAUCCUGGUAUCAAAGGGUGCACUACUGACGGAAUUCUAUCCGCAUUUGAUGAUGCGAUUGGGGACAACGUGGACCUCAUCACCAUCUCCAUCGGUGACGAUAAGGGUUUGCCAUUCCAUGAGGAUACUAUCGCAAUUGGGGCUUUCCAUGCCAUGGCCAAGGGAAUCCUUACAGUGAAUUCCGCUGGAAACAGUGGUCCAGAACUUAGUACGGUCACAAGCGUUGCACCGUGGAUAUUCACCGUCGGUGCUAGUAACACGAACCGCGCUUUCGUCACUAAAGCUGUUCUUGGAGACGGCAAGACAGUUGUCGGAAGAUCCGUAAACUCGUUUGAUCUUAAGGGAACUAAGUACCCUGUAGUGUACGGUAAAACAGCUUCAAGUAACUGCGAUGCUGCUUCCGCUGCGUUCUGCUCACCAGGAUGUCUAGACAGGAAACUUGUGAGCGGGAAGAUUGUGCUGUGCGAUUCCGGUCAAUACGUGAAAGAAGCUAAAUAUAUGGGAGCCGUAGCAUCCAUUGCUAGGAGCAGAAGAGAAGACACUGCCUUGGUCUUCUCUUUCCCAGUCGCUGUUCUAUCCGGACCCGCCUAUGACGUUGUCCUCUCGUAUAUUAAUUCCACAAAAAACCCCAUAGCUGCUGUUUUGAAAAGUGAGACAAUCUUUAACCAGAAAGCUCCUGUCAUUGCUUCCUAUUCUUCUCGAGGCCCUAACCCAAUCAUUCCUGAUAUUUUGAAGCCGGAUAUAACAGCGCCAGGAUCAGAGAUCAUCGCUGCUUAUUCCCCUUCUGUUCCACCAAGUAUUGCAGACACAAGACAUCUGAAGUACUCUAUUCUUAGUGGAACUUCAAUGUCUUGUCCACACGUUGCUGGUGUUGCCGCCUACAUCAAAACAUUUCACCCUCGCUGGUCUCCGUCCAUGAUCCAAUCCGCCAUAAUGACUACCGCUUGGCCAGUGAAUGCAUCUACUUUGAUGCCUGAGUUUGCAUACGGAGCAGGCCAUGUCAAUCCGUUAGCCGCAGUUCAUCCUGGACUGGUCUAUGAAGCUAAUAAAUCAGACUACAUCGCUUUUCUCUGCGGCUUGAAAUACACGGGAAAGAACUUAAGACUUAUCUCCGGUGAAAGCCGCACUUGCGCUAAAGCACAAUCUAAAUCUUUACCUCGAAACCUAAACUAUCCUUCCAUGACUGCUCAAGUCCCGGCGACAAAACCAUUCAAAGUGACCUUCCGUCGGACAGUCACUAACGUUGGAACGUCUAACACUACCUACAAAGCAAAAGUAGUGGGAUCUAAGCUCAACGUCGAGGUCAUUCCCGACGUCUUUUCUUUAAAGUCGAUGCACGAGAAGAAGUCUUUCACGGUGACCGUUUCAGGCAAAGGUCUCGGAGCCGGAGAACUUGUUGCGUCUUCACAACUGAUCUGGUCUGAUGGAUUCCACUUUGUGAGAAGCCCCAUCGUUGUUUACGCCCCAAACUGGUGA